AUGAAGUUGACAGCUGCUCGCGGAUUUUUACAGAUUUCCGUUAGGAACAAGGCUUGGUGGAGCCAGGUAGCUAUGGGACCUCCAGAUGCUAUUCUUGGUGUUACUGAGGCCUUCAAGGCUGAUUCUAACCCCAAGAAGAUGAAUUUGGGAGUAGGAGCUUAUCGUGAUGACCAAGGAAAACCAUUCGUUCUUCCAUCUGUUCGCGAAGCUGAACAAAGAAUAGUAGCUGAGAAACUGGACAAAGAAUACGCUGGAAUCGCUGGAAUAGCAGAUUUCACCAAUCAUGCUGCCAAGCUGGCUCUUGGAGCAGAUUCGGAGGUUAUAAAGUCUAAGAGAUUUACAACAAUGCAAACUAUUUCUGGAACUGGUGCUCUCAGAGUGGGAGCUGAGUUCAUUUCCAAGUUCCUUCCAAGCAAGGUGAUUUACCAACCCACCCCAACAUGGGGAAACCAUGUCCCAGUCUUCAAAUUUUCUGGUGUUGAAGUUAAGAAUUAUCGCUAUUAUGACAAAUCAACUUGUGGAUUUGACGAAGCUGGUGCACUUGCCGACAUCGCCUCAAUCCCCAAGGGCUCCGCUAUCUUGCUCCAUGCUUGUGCUCAUAACCCAACUGGAGUAGAUCCAAGCAAGGAACAAUGGAAGAAAAUCUCCGAAAUUUGCAAGAAAAAUGAACUUUUCGUUUUCUUCGACAUGGCUUACCAAGGUUUCGCAUCUGGAAAUGUCGAUGGUGACGCCUUCGCCGUUAGGUACUUCAUUGAACAAGGACACAACAUCGCCUUAGCUCAAUCCUUCGCCAAGAAUAUGGGUCUUUAUGGUGAAAGAGUCGGAGCAUUCUCCAUCAUUGCUAAAGACAGCGAUGAAGCUGCCCGUGUUGCUUCUCAAUUAAAAAUUCUGAUUCGUCCAAUGUACUCUAACCCUCCAGUUCACGGAGCCAGAAUUGCUUCUAAAAUUCUUAAUGACCCCGCACUCCAGCAGCAAUGGUUGGUCGACGUUAAGGGAAUGGCUGACCGUAUUAUCACCAUGAGAUCACAAUUGAAGGAUCUCUUGGCCAAGGAAGGAUCCACCCGUAACUGGGAGCACAUCACAAACCAAAUUGGAAUGUUCUGUUUCACCGGAAUCUCUCCUGAUCAAGUUGAAAAGCUGACCAAGAACCAUUCUGUAUAUCUGACCAAAGACGGACGUAUAUCUGUUGCUGGAAUUUCUUCAAAUAAUGUCGGAUAUCUGGCUAAGGCUUUACAUGAUGUCACCAAGUGA
Molecule: messenger RNA, 1251 nt
Organism: Auanema sp. JU1783
Lineage: Eukaryota; Metazoa; Nematoda; Chromadorea; Rhabditida; Rhabditidae
Source: the annotation of a GenBank genome assembly